GUGAGGAAGAGAGUGCAAAAGCUAUGCCAGGAAGGCCGGCGGCUAGCACUCUGGGAUUCACACAUGCACCUUCUAUCUCAAGGCUGAAUUGUUUUCUGUAGGAGAAUCAUGGGCUAAGGGUUCACUUGCACUGCAGUCUUUGUUCUAUACACAUUUGGUUCUGGUGACUGGAACCUGUUGGGGGGGGGGGGGGGGGAUGAGAGAACCGGUUGUCAUUUUUCAUGUGGCUCCAGCAUUAUCUGAGCACUGACUGAGCAGGCGGGUGAUCUGGGAUGACGGUGAAAGGUGGAACGAUGGUGCUCUGUCCAGUGGCAUAUUUCUACGGUUGCUUGUUCUCCACACAUUUCCAAUGGGCCUGAGUAGCAGGAGCUGUCCAAGGUGCUGGAAUGCUCACUGCUCUCUGUGGUGGAAGAGAACGGAUUGCAAAGCGAAAGAGGCGACCGGCCACAAUUUAUUUGGGAGGAAGGUAGGCACUCUCUUUGUUCCGCUAUCCCUGAUCAAUCUACACUACAAAAGCAUCAACAGACUAAAGCAGCCAGAAAAGGGAGAGGGACUGCAAGUCUGCCGGCAGUCACAGGGGAGGGAGUACACCACGAGCCAGACUGCUUAAAACCAUUUGUAGGAAGUAGGAAUGAAACACACAUCAUUUCACCAGGAAUAAGCCAUUUGCAAUGGAUUACGAGCCCUGCUGUAAUAUUUUCCGUGUAUCUUUGCCUCCUCAGAGUACAUUCAAAUGAGGCACUGCAGACAGCCGAGUGGGAUUGCAUUUGAUGGUGCUGCAAUUUUCGGUGUAGUAAAGUGGAGCAAUAUUAUCCACGCUCUCCUGUGUUGGACCACAGAACAGGGUGUCUUUGGCACUUACCCAUUAUCAACGCGUUCAGAUUGUUGCAUCUGGAUUUAAAGAGGAAACAUUCUUAUUUUUUCUCUCUUUUUUUUUUCUUUUUCUUUUCUUUUUUUUCCCCCUCUCCACUCAUAACAUUGUAGUCAACUUUAAAGGCCAAAGCCUCGAUGGUGAAGAUUUAAUUGGAAACCGUCAUAUAAGGAUGCAAGGUAUUACACUGUGGACUAUUUCGUUCUAAAAUGCACUUUAGAGAAAACAAAGACGGUCCAAAUUGAAGUCUGUUUUAUGGUGCUGAUAUAUCCUUUCAGAUUGCACUGAGACCAACCCUGAGGAAGGGCUUCUGGGGAUAGAGUCACGUUAUUCUACUGCUCGUCUAGACAUUGUUUUGGGGGCAAGAUACCUGCUGUUAAAUUCUCUUCUGCAAGAUGAUGAGUACAAACCAGGAGGACGAUACCUUGGGCACAUUUCUCCAAUAUAUUGAAGAUAUGGGGCUAAAGGCCUAUGAUGGCUUGGUAAUACAAAACGCUUCAGACAUUGCUCGUGAAAACGAUCGUCUGAGGAAUGAAGCGAAUCUGGCUUAUUUGAAAGAAAAAAAUGAAAAACGACGAAAGCAAGAUGUAAUUAAACGUAUUGGUGGAGAGGUAGCAAGAGGAAGCGAAGGGAGCUACGUGAAUAAACAUUUCCGCAUGGGAUUUAUGACGAUGCCUGCACCUCAAGACAGGUUACCCCAUCCAUGUUCUAGUGGAUUUGCAGUGCGUUCACAGUCCCUCCAUUCAGUAGGUGGCGCUGACGAUGACAGUAGUGGUUGCUCCCGGAAACAACCACCUCCGAAACCAAAACGAGACCCGAACACUAAGCUAAGCAUUUCUUCAGAGACUGUCAACUGCGGAACACUAGGCAAGAGUCCAAAGUUCACAGACAGGACAGAUGUGGCAGCAAAACAAAGACCUCAUAGUGAUGAAUAUACGAAGAAGAUUCCUCCACCAAAGCCUAAACGAAAUCCAACUACUCAUCUUAGCACAUCGUUUGAUGAGACAUACAUUAAAAAGCAUGGACCAACAAAGAGUACUUUGUUUAGAGACGCUUCAUCGUCUCACAUUAGUUGUGGUUCCAGAGACCGGGAUGAUGACGAACCCGUUUAUAUUGAAAUGGUUGGAAAUAUUUUAAGAGACUUUAAAAGAGAUGAUGAUGACCAAUGUGAGGCAGUAUAUGAAGAAAUGAAAUACCCUAUAUUUGAUGAUGUAGGACAAGACUCCAGGUGUCUUUAUGAUUUGGAUCAUGUUAGUUGCUCUUCUCAGUGUGCUACUCCCACAGUGCCUGACUUAGAAUUCACCAAGUCCUCAGUGCCAUCAACUCCCAAGGGCCAGGUUUGUGACAUUCCCCCUCCAUUUCCAAAUCUAUUAUCUCAAAGGCCUCCUUUAUUGGUGUUUCCACCAGCACCAGCACAAUGUUCACCAAAUUCUGAUGAAUCUCCUUUAACUCCUCUUGAAGUAACAAAACUACCAGUAUUGGAAAAUGUGUCUUACAUCAAGCCACAAGGUUCUGCUUCACCUUCACCGGUUCCAACACACAUUCCAGGACACCAGAAAGUAGAAAAAGACCAAACCAUUGUUUCCCAUGGAAUUCCUUCAUCUUCGGGUCAUUCUUCUUCACCACCACAUUCUUCAACCAACUACAGAACACAGUCUCCACAUGGCUAUCCUAAAAGUCAUUCAGCUUCUCCCUCUCCUGUGAGCAUGGGUAGGUCACUGACUCCUCUAAGCCUCAAAAGACCUCCACCCUAUGAUUCUGUGCAUUCAGGAAGUCUAUCAAGAAGUUCUCCAUCAGUGCCUCAUUCUAAUAUCAGAAACACACCAGAAGGAAAGUCAAUCAGUGCUUCUUCCAGCACUUAUUGUACAUCUCAAAGCAGCUCACGAUCCAGGACACCAACAAGUCCCCUUGAAGAAUUAUCAAGCCUCUUUACCUCAGGAAGGAGUUUGCUGAGGAAGCCCUCAAGUGGAAGACGGUCUAAAGAACCUUCUGAGAAACCAUCUGAUGAACUUAAGGUGAGAAGUCACAGUACAGAACCUUUACCAAAGCUGGAAAACAAAGAGCGAUCUGGUCACCAUCAUACAUCACCAUCCUCCAGAGAGUCAUUCAAAUCUCAGGAAUGGGAUGGAACUCUGGGCCACACACAUGUCUCCAGUAGACUUGGAAGAUCAUCUGUGAGCCCAACAAUGUUAGCAGGAAACAACAACUCAGAAAUGAAAAUAAGCUGCAAAUUAGGUCGAUCUGCUUCCACGUCAGGUGUGCCUCCUCCUUCAGUUACUCCCCUCAGGCAAGCCAAUGAGCACCAACACAGCCAGAUGACACCUAUGCAGUGGCUUUAUGGUGACCACACAAUGAUGGAAAUGAUUGAGAAAAAACGUACUCUGUGCAAAGAAAUUAAAGCAAGGCAAAAAACGGAGAAAGGACUUUGUAAGCAAGAAAGUAUGCCUAUCCUGCCCAGCUGGAAGAAGAGCAAUGGCUCAAAGAAGUAUAGCCCUCCGCCCUAUUCCAAACAACAAACUGUCUUCUGGGACACCGCUAUAUGACACAGGCAUAGUCUAAAGAGUUCUUCACACGCUCAUAAGCUUUGAAUUGCACAGGCGGCAAGGUUCACGUAGAAGAGCAGUUGCCUUCCAAGUGUAGGAGACAUCGAAGUGCGUGAUGCCAACGCAAAUAAAAGAAGAUCGAUCUACCUACUUCAUGACACAGAUAUUUAUAAAGAUUUUUUUUAAAGGAUGUAUACAAAAAUAUUUAAUGUAAAUAAGGAAUCAGUUUAUGACGACAAAGGCAAAUACAUUCUUAGAAAACAAAUAUUAAAAUUUACAAAUAAUUUUGAUAUUUUUUGUGUAACAUACUGGCCGUACUGUUGGUUUAUUACCUAUUUUAUGUAAUAUUGUAUUGUUGCUUUGGGGUUCUACUAAGGCAUGCAUUUUUCUUUAAAUAAGAUGUUUAUAUUAGCUACUAUAAUUACUUCUAUUUAUUUGUUUACAGAAUGAGAGACAAGAGGACUACAGGCUAAAAUAUUGAAAUGUCGUUUUUCCCAUGUUAUAUUUUCCGUGGUCAUUGUUAGGGAGAAGUAAAGGGCAUACUACCUAUAUAGUGUCAUUGUUUUCCCCUCAGUCUACUGCUUUGUUUUUACUUGCGGUGUCCUAACUUUUUAUAAUUUCCACAAAGACUUUUGGUGACAAUGUGCUUUGCCAAUGCCAAUAACCACAACCUGAAAGGCAGUGCUAGGGAUGAUGGCAUCUCUUGAAAUGUAAGUUCUUUCCUGUUAUAUCUAAAUAUAAUCUACAAUACAAUAGAAACAAUUAGCUAACUAUGUUUAUUAACUGUUAUAAUCUACAAUGACAAUAGAAACAAUUUGCCAAUAAUUUUUAUUAGCUGUUAUAUUGCAGUUCUGUUCUGUUCUGAGAUAACAUCUUAAAGGGUACUCCGCCCCUAGACAUCUUAUCCCCUAUCCCCCUCCCUGCUGCAUCCGGCGUUCAGAGCGUCAGGUACAGCGCCGGAGGCUCGGGAUGUUACGGCCACGCCCGUUUGUGGCGUAACAGCCAUCACACCCUCUCCCAUAGACUUGCAUUGAGGGGGCGUGGCCGUGAUGUCACAAGUGCGUCAAGACCGUGAUGUCACGAGCCUCCGCCCCGCAUUGCCAGUCAUCCGGCAUGAAGUUCGCUCCGUGCACCAAAUGUCUGGGGUGCCACAGCCGAGAUCUAGGGGCGUAGUACCCCUUUAAGGCAACCGUGCUGGUUCAGUGUCAGUACAGGGCCGAUUCUGCCAUUUUAUAUUCUGAAGGCCUCUCUUAGACUAAUUACUGUACACCUAAAGCAUUACAUUUUAGGAGCUUAGAAGAGGAAUGUUUUUUGUUAUAUGUCCCCAAAUCUUAAUUUUAAUUAACAGAACUCUUAAUGCAGCUCUGUAGUACAAUAAAUGAUGUACUUUAAUAAUUAAGGAAUGUAUACAAUGUAUUUUACAUAAUUAGAUUUUUUUUGUGUGUGUAGAUUAUAUCUAGUUGUGAAGGUAAACCUGUUCUUUAAAGAGGACCUAUCUCUCCUGAUAUAUCAUGAAAUAACAAUUUAGAAUCAUCUUUUCUAAGAACUAUUCAUGAUGCUAUUCCUCUUCUAUUCCCCCUAGAAAUGUUUCAAUAAAAAGACAACUGGGUGUUACAAAUUCCCUUGUCACGGGGUCCUUAUACAAUCUGAUGCUAUUAGCUCUGAUUGGACAGUGUCAGAGUGCGUAGGGACACGUCUCCAUCUGGAUCACACAGUAUUUCAGUUGUUUAGUUGAAUCUUAAGGAAAUAUGGUUCAGCAUUGUCAUUUUAUGGGGAAUGCAAAUAUUUCAUUAAACAGACUCAGGGCUUGUACACAAUGCAGACAUUAGGUCGUCAGAUUUAUGGUGCUGCCAGAAUCAUGGGCGGUAGGGCACUAGACAGUAAUGCAGUCUGGCCGUAUGCCACCCUUAAAAUAAACAUGUUCUUUGACCAGCCGGCUGAAUUCUGCUGCUGAAAUUCUGCAGUAUGCACAGAGCAGCAGAAUCCCAUUAAAAUCAAUGGUACUUUGCUUCAAGAGGAAUUCUGCACCAGAUGAAUGUCUGCUAUGUGGACAAGCCCUAAGUUAACGAGUCCUCUUAUGGGUAGGGCCACUUGUAUCACAUCCACAGCACAUUUCUCGCUGGGGAUGCGCGAACGGCAGUCUCAAGAGCGAGCUUCCUGCUGCGGCUGGGUAGCUCUGUGUGUCCACUUGUAUCGGCGGAUUUCCCACUGUAGACACAGUGCCUGCUCGUAGCUGAUUCACAGCAGGAAAUCCGCUGCUACGAGCAGAUACACAGAGCUACCCAGCCGCAGCAGGGAGCCUGCUCUUGUGACUGCCCUUGUGAAAUAUUCUUCGGAUGUGCUACGUGUGACUAUACUCAAAACAUAUUAGAUCGGGUUAACUACAGUAGGAGACCCUUCACUGUGACUAAUCUAGCACUGCACAGGCAAAUCGUGUGAUGCUUCUAAUAAUGCAUGCAUGACAAAGCACCAGUACGAGAUCUAAAGCUUUGCCGCCAUUUCUUGUAUUUUUUUUUUUAUGGUUUUCCCUGCUGUAUGUUAUAUUCAGUUUAAUGGUCAGCACUAGUUUGCCUCACAUAGUUAAAUUGAAGUCUGUAUAAACGUGAACUGUUUCUAAAAGUCAUCAUGCAUUUAUCUACAACAGAGUUUUCCAACCCGGGUGCCUCCAGCUGUUGCAAAACUACAACUUCUGGCAUGCCCGGACAGCCUUUGGCUGUCCGGGCAUGCUAAGAGUUGUAGUUUUGCAACAGCUGUAGGUACACUGGUUGGGAAACACAUUUAGAAAUAAUCGUGGGGGUGGUGAUAGUCUGUAGGGUCCCAGAUUUGUUUAGAAUCCCUACCUGCAGCACAUAAUAUUAAAGUUUUCCAGUUAACCAGUUUAUGAAAGAUUCAGGGAUUGGCCAUUUUUCCAUAUCAAUUCUAUCUGCCCACUAUAUAAGGACGAUCCACAUUAUACUAUAAUUCUCCAUGAUUCCCCUGUCAUUCUUUUGCCUGUCUGUCUAAAUCCAACAUCUCGUCUAACAGGAAAAUUAUUUAGACAUAGGGUUCCAAUCUUCUUUAAAGGGGUACUCCGGUGGGAAAACUUUUUUUUUAUUUUUUAUAUCAACUGGUGGCAGAAAGUUAAACAUAUUUGUAAAUUACUU
Molecule: messenger RNA, 6557 nt
Organism: Hyla sarda
Lineage: Eukaryota; Metazoa; Chordata; Amphibia; Anura; Hylidae
Gene: NYAP2
Product: neuronal tyrosine-phosphorylated phosphoinositide-3-kinase adaptor 2
Exons: 7
Coding region: 1267-3414 (715 amino acids)
Biological process (GO): phosphatidylinositol 3-kinase/protein kinase B signal transduction; neuron projection morphogenesis
Source: RefSeq, a predicted model, not a curated record